Messenger RNA from Arachis stenosperma, 947 nucleotides. RefSeq names its product V-type proton ATPase subunit F-like. Lineage: Eukaryota; Viridiplantae; Streptophyta; Magnoliopsida; Fabales; Fabaceae. Bases 253 to 645 code for a protein of 130 amino acids. Gene Ontology annotation, cellular component: membrane; proton-transporting V-type ATPase, V1 domain. The transcript has 5 exons. The record is from RefSeq and is a predicted model, not a curated record. Gene Ontology annotation, molecular function: proton-transporting ATPase activity, rotational mechanism. Gene Ontology annotation, biological process: proton transmembrane transport.
UUAAACCCCAAAAAAUAAUAGAAGUUAAAAAUUUCAAAAACCAAAUUGACAUGCAUAAUUUUGGACUGAUCAUCUUGGAGAAAGAGAGGUCAUUAUAGGAAUAGCGCAUUAAUCGUUGCUCCAAAGUCCAAACCACCCGCGCACCUUCCUACCUCCGUCGCCAACCGUUGCUGUUGGCCUUGCGCCGCCGUACGCCUCUCAACUUUUCUGUCGCAUCAACCGUCCAAUUACCGGCCUUCCGAUCUGGCCCCAAUGGCUAACAGAGCUCAAAUUCCUACAAAAAACUCAGCUCUUAUUGCCAUGAUUGCAGAUGAGGAUACUGUUGUUGGAUUUCUGUUGGCUGGAGUGGGAAACGUUGACAUCCGUAGGAAGACAAAUUACCUCAUUGUGGAUUCAAAAACAACUGUCAAACAAAUUGAGGAUGCAUUCAAAGAAUUCACAACAAGGGAGGAUAUUGCAAUUGUGCUGAUUAGCCAAUAUGUUGCAAAUAUGAUAAGGUUUCUGGUUGACAGUUAUAAUAAGCCUGUUCCUGCAAUUCUGGAAAUCCCUUCCAAAGACCAUCCUUAUGAUCCUUCACAUGAUUCAGUUCUUUCCCGAGUAAAGUAUCUCUUUUCUGCCGAGUCAGUGGCAUCUGGGAGACGCUAAAUUCUCCCUUUUGGUUGCAGCAGCAGCUUAUAUUUUUUGUUUUUCAUGUACCAUAUGGUUAAUAAUCAAUUGGUAAGAUUCAUGUGUUACUAUAGCUUAAUUUUAAUUUGUUUUUCAUUUUACUUUCUGGUGAUAAGUCAAGCCCUGUCAUGGAAUAUAAGGAUGGGCAAAUAUUUUGUGGUGUCAUGAACAGGCUCAGAUGAAAGAUGUGCUUAUGAGAAGUUUGAAGAUGGUCUAAGUUUGAUUAAAUGUUAAGAUAUAGAGUUCUGAUUUAAGAUAUGACGGUAAAAUUUUGUGGAUGA